This is a messenger RNA of Ahaetulla prasina, 2180 nucleotides long. Its product is annotated as olfactory receptor 13H1-like. The transcript has 2 exons. Bases 363 to 1307 code for a protein of 314 amino acids. NCBI's taxonomy places the organism in Eukaryota, Metazoa, Chordata, Lepidosauria, Squamata, Colubridae. Gene Ontology annotation, cellular component: membrane. The record is from RefSeq and is a predicted model, not a curated record. Gene Ontology annotation, molecular function: olfactory receptor activity; G protein-coupled receptor activity. Gene Ontology annotation, biological process: G protein-coupled receptor signaling pathway.
UCUAAGACACUAUCCUUCUGCUAAUAUUUUUCCCCUUUAAGUGCUUGUUUUUCUUCUCGAGCUGUGGCUCAGAAGUAAAAGCAACCACAAUGAGGACCACUACGCAUAGCAAAAAUACAUGAUGCAAAGAUAAUAUGACUGGAUGAUGCUAGAAAACUUCAGACCACAAAUCUGGAUCUAAACUUCAUCAAAUCCCCAGUUUCUUUGAAAGCAAAUAGCACCAUUUCCCCCACUUUGCUUUUCACAAUUACUUUGGAAGACAUUAAUGAAAAUAUUUGACUAUUUAUCACUGGAAGAACACUGGGUAAGCAAAACUUCAGAGAUAAAAAGACGAAUACAGAAGAUAAUUUAAGUGGGAGAGAAUGAGAGAAAAUGGGAUAGGAACUUCAAAUGAAUCACUGGUGACCAAAUUCAUCCUGAUCGGAUUAUCAGAUUAUCCCAGAGCUCAGAUUAUUCUCUUUUGGUUCCUCUUGAUGGUGUAUCUCAUUAGCUUUCUUGGCAAUGGACUCAUCAUCAUAUUAAUCAUUGCUGACCCCCGACUUCAUACCCCCAUGUAUUUCUUCAUUUGUGUCCUUUCCACAGUAGACUUUAUUCUUACCAACAAUGCAAUUCCUGAGAUUUUAGUGAACUGCUUCAUUUACAGACCCACAAUUUCUUUCUCUAGAUGUUUGGUCCAGAUGUACAUGGGUCUAUUUCUGGUUGUAGCAGAGUGCAUCAUUUUGGCAGUCAUGGCAUAUGAUCGCUUGGCAGCUAUAUGCCAGCCAUUAUACUACACACAAAUCAUGAGUUGGAAAUUAUGCUUUUUUCUAGUAGCCAUGUCAGUGGGCCUUUCCUUCAUGACGACACUGGUCAACGUGCUCUUGCAGCCCAUUGACUUCUGUGGCCAUCACACCAUCAACCAUUUUGCAUGUGAGCUGCAAUCUUUACUCAAACUGGCUUGUUCCAACACAGUCAGUGAACUCUUUAUGCAUAUCUCCAGCUUCUUUCUGUUAUUCCCUCCCUUUGGCUUCAUAGUUGUGACAUACGUCCGCAUAGGCCUGGCUAUACGACGUAUCAGCUCUACUGAGGGACGCAGAAAAGCCUUCUCCACCUGUAGCUCUCACCUUGCUGUGGUCAGUGUCUUUUAUGGAACAAUCAUGAUCGUGUACUUGAGACCCAAAGAGAAAUCCGUUUCUGAAAAGGACAAGGUCAUAGCCUUAGCAUACGGGGCUCUGACUCCCAUGCUCAAUCCUCUGAUCUACAGCCUGAGAAACAAGGAUGUCAAGGGGGCAUUUUGGAAGCUGAUUCAAAGAAAAAUCUUAAUGUAAUGCUCACCAUGUCCUAUGUAAGUUUUUAUUGCUGCCAAUCUCUACUGACCUGAAAAUAUUUACAGACCCCUUGCAUCCUGGACAUAAACUGUUUCAACUCCUACCCUCAAAAUGACGCUAUAGAGCACUGUACACCAGAACAACUAGACACAAGAACAGUUUUUUCCUGAACGCCAUCACUCUGCUAAACAAAUAACUCCCUCAACACUGUCAAACUAAUUACUAAGUCUGCAUUACUAUUAAUCUUUUCAGCAUUCGUAUCAUCCAUCCCCUCCUACUUAUAACUGUAUGAUUGUAACCUUGUUGCUGGUAUCCUUAAGAUUUAUAUUAAGAAUCAUUAAGUGUUGAACCUUAUUUUUCUUGACAAAUGUAUCUUUUCUUUUAUGUACUCCGAGAGCGUAUGCACCAAGACAAAUUCCUUGGGCGUCCAAUCACACUUGGCCAAUAAAGAAUUCUAUUCUAUUCUAUUCUUUUAAAAAGGAAUUUAAUAACCAGCCAUCCUGCUCCUAGUAAACCCAAGAGGGCAUAAGCAAUAUUGAAUUUUAAGGAGGAAUGUGUUAGGACUCCAAGAACUAGAAUUCAUAGUGCUUUUGAAGAAUGUCAGGUUGGGGAAUAUAUUCACAAAUAAACUGAGAAUUUUAGGUGCCAAAAUACACCCCUGAAUAAACUACUGUUUCAGCUUAUUGUAUAUAUAGUAAUACUUCAAAAAAUAUUUGUUAUCCCAUAUGAGCUCACAGGUAAGCCAUCCAUUAAUAAGCUGAUCCUUGAUUUUCUAACCAAAAUAACUGUGCUGGGAUUCGACUGGAAGCAUCGCAGCGAUACAGUCACCUAAUAGCUCACCUCUGAUGAGCCUUGUGAAAAUCCGGUCUGACA